Henningerozyma blattae CBS 6284 is the source of this 606-nucleotide messenger RNA. RefSeq lists its product as uncharacterized. NCBI's taxonomy places the organism in Eukaryota, Fungi, Ascomycota, Saccharomycetes, Saccharomycetales, Saccharomycetaceae. Gene Ontology annotation, biological process: positive regulation of mating-type specific transcription, DNA-templated. Gene Ontology annotation, cellular component: nucleus. The record is from RefSeq and is a predicted model, not a curated record. Gene Ontology annotation, molecular function: DNA binding, bending. The coding region runs from base 1 to 606 and encodes 201 amino acids. The transcript has a single exon.
AUGUCUAAUAAAACAAUGAAUCACACGAAAAAAGCACUAUUCAAAGUAAAUUUGAAACUUAAUAAGAAUAUUAGAAUGAAAACAAAUUCUAAAUCUAUGAGAAACAAAUUCAAUGAAACUAGAGGAAUAUCGAUACUACUGUAUAAGAACCACAAUAUUAAGAUCCCAUUUCCACCUACUACUCUAUUAUACAACAUUGAAGUUGAAAAACAGAAGAUAAUAUCGACACAGCAUAUGUUAAAUGAAUAUACUAUGGAUAAUGAUGAUAAUUAUCUAUCUGAUUUAUUCUACGAAGAUGAGUAUAAUGAUAAUAAUAGUUUAUUUGAUAAUGGCUUUCCAAAUAAUGUAAAUAGCAAUCCUAAUCCUGUAAAUAGUGAGCGAGUACUAAAUGGAUUUAUAGCCUUUCGGGCAUAUAAUUCUCAAUUCGGAUACGGCCUCAAACAAAAUAUUUUGUCAAGUUUAUUAUCCACGGCAUGGCACGAAAAUCCAAACCAACAGAAUGUAUGGAACUUUUUUUCGCAGGAGUAUAAUUUUGUCAAGCCCAAGUGUGGGUUUGUGGAGUGGCUAGGCCAAACUUACGAGAGGGAGAUGCAUCUACUCUUGUAA